AUGAACGCCAGGGACGGCUACCGACUCUUAGGCAUCGCUCUUGUAGUCGACGACAUCAGCAAAGGUUGUAAUCUAGCCUUUCGAUAUCCUUCAUCAUCAAGUGACAAUACAUCAAGUUUUCAAACGCUUCCUGCGCCAUUAUUAGCCAAAUUGUUUCGUCCAAAGAAUGCACUUUGCAACGCCAGUUUCGAGCUCGUGGUCGACGAUCUACGUUUUGUAAGUCAUCCAGUGCUUGUUUCGCGGCGAAUUUUAGCUGCAACGUCUGUGGAUAGUUCGGGAAUUGGUAUCACACAGAUAAAUAGCUCUGCAUCGUCAGCAUUAGCACCUUCUACAGGUUUAGAGCAGUCAUCCAAUAGCGAUGAUGGUACAACAGGAAACGAGACGACAAUGUUUAAUAUUAUCUUUGCACUCGAAGAUCCUCCACCACAAAUGUCAAAAGUCAAAGUUUCAAAUGGAUUUAUGAAUACGCAGCUGCUUCCUUUGCAACAGACUGAUGAAGAGGAAUUUCAGGCCAGAAGACAAAGCAGCGCUCAAGCAUUUCAAACAGUAGCAGCUCAGCUGGCUAAUGGACUUUUGCACGAAGAAAUUCGAGUAGGUUAUGUGUCAAAAGAAGUGCGUGAGUUGCUGCAAUUACGAGAUGAAUUGGCACAAAGUGAACGUAAUACAGGCAGUACUAACAAUGGUAUUCCAGGAACGAGUAAUGGGAAUACUUCUUGUGUAGCUGCAGCAAAUACGACGAAUGGAAGUAAUAUUUCAAACAAUAACACUACGACAAGUGGAUCACAUCAUCAUCACCACAGAAAAGAUGGAGAAAAUGGAACAUCAACAGUUGAAGUGGAUCCACAAACAUUAAUUGACGUGUCGUUAGGAAAGAGUGUACUCGCAAAUGAAUUAAAGAAGAUUUUUCAUGGAUUAAAAGAAACUGGAGCUGCUCAUGUUGUGCUUAAUGGAUGGGUGAAAUUAUCACUUACUUUAACAGAUGCUGUAACAGUACAAUUGGAAAGUUUACGACCAUAUCACACACUGUUAUUGCUGACCGACAAGAAUAGUAUUCUUUCCAAACUUCCGAUUGAUCAUGCGCGACAAUUGCGAUUACUAGUGGAAACUGUGAAUCCUUUGAAAAGCUUUCAAGAUAUUGCUCAUGAUACUGAUAUGCCUAUUCAUCAGAUCUUUCGAUUAGCAGCUCAUCUCGUUUAUUGGGGAUAUGGACGAAUCGUAGACGCUUUGACUUUAUACAACAUAUAUCAAGUUCAUGCUAAAGCAGAUUUGCACAUUGCAUCACCUCUGGCACAGGAAUUUCGUCGAAAAUUUGCACCUUACGAGCUUGGUGAAGUUCUGUCAACCUUUUCAGGUUCACGACGUAUUGGAGAACAUAUGAAAUCGUUGUCGACAGCAAAAAAGACGGAGUAUAUUCACAUGCUGAUUUGGCUUCUUCAGCAACGUUUUAUUGUUCAACUUCAUCGCUAUGUGUACUUCAUGAUACCAUCCGAUGAAGAUUAUACUACCAAAGACAAUAACGAUGCACCUUCAUCAUUCGGCAGCUCUCCUGCUGUGUCUUCAAGCCUUCGACGACAGCAAGGAAAUAUUAUUAUGACCAACCCAAGUGUUCCAGGUGAUGUAGCUAUGGCACGAACUCCGCCGUUGAAUCCAGUGAUUGCGGCACCAGCUCAUCUGUCAGAAUCGCCACGAAAUACUUCGGAUGCAUAUGAUAGUACUGGCUUACCGAUGGCACAAGUUGUGAGCAUGACAAGUCACUUAUUAUUUACAGACCAGGAGCGUGCGUAUUUGGCGAAAAUUGCGAAACCCAAUCCAGUCUUUACACUUUUUAAAAGACUUUGCGUUUAUUUUCAUGGCGAACAUCAUAUUGAAGAAAUUAUGUGGCGCGAAAAUCUUUCGCGUGGUGAACUACGCACAGUAAUGAGCACGUAUCAAGAUAUCAUCGUUUGUUGUCUUCAUGAGUGA
This is a messenger RNA of Plasmopara halstedii, 1962 nucleotides long. RefSeq names its product low quality protein: nitrogen permease regulator 3-like protein. Gene Ontology annotation, biological process: positive regulation of autophagy; cellular response to amino acid starvation; TORC1 signaling. The record is from RefSeq and is a predicted model, not a curated record. Lineage: Eukaryota; Oomycota; Peronosporomycetes; Peronosporales; Peronosporaceae. Gene Ontology annotation, cellular component: GATOR1 complex. The coding region runs from base 1 to 1962 and encodes 653 amino acids. The transcript has a single exon.